Messenger RNA from Xyrichtys novacula (pearly razorfish), 1011 nucleotides. The record is from the annotation of a GenBank genome assembly. Lineage: Eukaryota; Metazoa; Chordata; Actinopteri; Labriformes; Labridae.
AUGGCGUGCUUUGCUGCCUCGCUCUUUCUUCUUUCAGUAUUCAUCAACCUCUCAACCACAAAGACGGACAGCUGUGAUCUUUAUGCUGCUGUUGGACAAAGCCUGACUUUACCUUUUACCUUUGAGGGACUGACCACCUUCUACGUGCUGAGAUGGACCCAUAACAACACGAUUGUUUUUUACCGGCAGCAAACCAGAGUGUCUGUGGGAAAACCAGAGGACAUCUCUGCAGCUGGAUCACUCAUUCUGAAGAACCUGCGACCUACAAGUGCUGGAAUUUACCAAGCAAAUGUGCUGACCCCAAACGGCACAUUUGCUAAAGCGUGGAGCGGUCAUCUCUGCUUGAUGGACAAGGUACAAAAACCUAGGCUGGUCUAUAGCUGUGACUUCAAGUCCAGUGCUGUGAAUCUAAACUGUGACGUGGUUAAACUUCAGGGUUUGGCGUUCUCAUGGACGCUGGAUGACAAGACCUUAACAAGUGAAAAAAGACAAACACUCAGCAUAUCACUGGCACAGCUGAAAGGUGAGAGGAGCUUUACAUGCAGUGUGGAAAACAAAGUCAGCAAAGAGAAGAGCGACAUUGUCCGUCCAGUCUGUAAAACUCCGUCACCACCACCACCGCCAGCUUUGCUCUGUUUUAAACCCAAUCUUGUUAUGGUUGCGGUGGCAGUAGGAGCAGGUCUCAUCCUACUUCUGCUCAUUAUCAUCAUCAUAUUGUGCUGCCGCAACAAACACGACAAAACUCAAAUGAGACCGGGAGAGCUCCGGAUGCUUUCUCUGAGCAAACGAGAGCCGGACUCCAUCAGCCCUGAAUACGAGACCAUGCAUCCAAGCGAGGACUCUCCCGCUACGAGCCCAGAGCCUAAGGCCAGAGUCUGCUAUGAGAACGUUUCACCGCCUGAAGUACAGGUUGAAAACAGGCCUCAACAUCUGUCUGCUGAUACUGAAGAACAACGAGUUUCACCGGUGCCAAAGCCAAGGACAAAGAGCCCCCAAACCCAAAACAAGUGA